This is a messenger RNA of Strongyloides ratti, 4407 nucleotides long. RefSeq names its product Intermediate filament protein family-containing protein. The transcript has 8 exons. Bases 1 to 4407 code for a protein of 1468 amino acids. NCBI's taxonomy places the organism in Eukaryota, Metazoa, Nematoda, Chromadorea, Rhabditida, Strongyloididae. The record is from RefSeq and is a predicted model, not a curated record.
AUGAAGUCUGAUCAACUUUGUACUUUAAUUAUUUCAUAUGGUGAUCCAGCUGAUGACUCAAAACAAUUUACAACAGCACAUUCUUUUUAUGGAACAGAUCCAAAUGAAUACCCACAAACAAGGAGGUUAAUUCAUAAUGCAUCUUUACUUCCCUGUAUAACUCAAAGUACAUCUGAUGCCGAUUUGACUAUAAUAAGAAAAGGAAGGCAACCAAUUGAUCAUCUUAACGUAAAAACAAUAACAAAUUAUAAAAGUAUUAAAAAGGAGAACGGUAUUGUUAAAGAAAUUGAUAAUAAACAACCAAAGAUGAAUGUUCAUGAGGUUACCGUUAAAUAUGAGGGAUAUUAUCCCAAUAAAAGUAAAAAUUAUAUAAAUGUUAUCCAUGACAAUGUUAAAUCCCAUGAAAUUAAAGACAUUACAUCAUCUAAUUAUAAACAAUUAUCAAGAACAACUUUUGAUUAUUCAUCAAAACCCUCAGAAUUGGUAAAUAUACCUUCUAUACCAAAAACAUCACCUCCACGUGAUGAUAUUAUAAAACCAAAAAUUAUUUAUACUACAUUUACUGAUAAGAAAAGUAAAGAUGAGAAACAAAAAAUUAGAAAAGACUUAGAUUACGUUAAUGUUCCCAAAGUUACUCAUUUUGGAGUUUAUGAUGAUUCAUAUACAGGAAGCUAUAAUCAUAAUUCUAAUGAAUCAUUACAUGAAUAUUCUCGUUCUAAAUCAUCACCACCAUAUACAAAGACAGAUAAAAAAGAUAAAAUUAAAUAUGAUGAACAAUAUGAUAUUUCAGAUAAAUCAAUUAGUCCAACUAGUCCAAUCAUGUCAACAUAUGAACAAAUUGAAAUGGCUAAAAAAAUUCAAAAAGAAAUGCAAACAUGGAAAUUUCGUAAUGGUAAACCUGUUAGUAAAGAAACUCAUAUAGAUGAUGAUGAUUCUAUAUCUGGAAAAUCAGGUGGAAGAUAUGGUUUGGAUACACGUGAACUUAGUUAUAUUGAUUCAGCAUAUGAAAGUACAAAAGGAGAAUAUUAUAUACCUAAUAAAGUUACUUCACCAAAAGUUGUCACAACAUUUGAAGCAACCCCUGCAUAUGCUAUUCCUGAUGAUGAUAGUAUAAAAUCUUCUAUAAAAUCUUUCAAAACAAUUAAACCUGAAACGAUGACAUCAAGAAAAGAACCUUAUUCAUCAACACAUCAAUUGAGAACACAUGAAACUAUUAUUAGUGAGACAAUUGAAACUGAACAUAGAAUAAUAAAAAGUAUUAAAUGUGAAAAAGAUGAUAAGGCAUAUGCUGAACCAGCUAUUGUUAAAAAUGGUGAAAAAGAUUAUAAUAAAAGAAAUGAAUCAACAAUACAAUGUCAUAGUUUCAAGGAUAAUAUUGAUGAAAAAUAUCAUACCUCCAAAGGUAUAUAUAAAGAAACAUAUUCUGCCAUAUCUAAAUCAUUAAAAAAUAAAGAUUCUACAUCUAAAAAACACAAUCCAUAUGAAGUCACAAAUAUUGUGAAUUUAGAAAGUCCAAAAAUUUCUAGACCACUUUAUGAUAGUAAUGAAAGUUAUUCAAGUACUAAAUUAAUAAAAACUAUAAAAACUACUAAAAAACCUUCAGAUAAGGUUAAAAAAAUUAUAAAACCAUUAGAAAAUAUUAUUACAAAAGAUAUAGAUAUUAAAAAAGAAGAAAAAUAUAAUAAUUAUUAUAAAAAUAAUGAAAGUACUAGUAUAACUAUUAAAGAACCUCAAAUGGUUUCAACACAUAUUGUUAAAAAUCUUUUACAACCUAAAAAAAAAGAAUAUAAACAAAUUUAUAAAAAUAUUAUUAUUGAAGAAUGUACAAAUAAAGAAAUUCGUAGAUAUAAAAAAGAUAAAAAACCAUUUUAUGAAGAAAAAAAGACAGAAGAAAUAGUUGAAAAACUUCAUGAAAUUCAACCAAUACCAUUAAUAAAAAAACCUAUUGAAAUUAAAAAGACAUCAGAUGAUAACAAUAAAACAACAAAAGAUGUUAUUAUUCAUACACAAGAUUUUACAGAAACAAAUCGUUCUAAAUUAAUUAAACCAUCACCAAUUAUACCAAUUCCAAAGAUACCAAAAAUUACACAAACAGAAACUAAUAAAUAUGAUGAUAAAACACCACCAUCAAAACCACAAAGACUUGAGGAUAUUUCAAGUGUAGUUUUAAAAAGAACAAUAGAAACAUCAACAGAUGAUUUAAUAACUACUAAAGAAAUUAGUGUUAAAAAACCUUCAGCUAUAAUUCAAAUUCCAUCUUUACCAACAAUACCACAUUCUGAAGACAAAAAACAAUCAAUUAUCGUUAAAACUAUAACAAAAAAUGAAGGAACUAAUACUGAUAAGAUUAUUGAAAAACCUAGAACACGUUCUCCUUCACCACAAUGGCGUUACGAAAAAGAUGAAAUUAUUGAUACAACAAAAAUUAUUGAGGAGAAAAAAAAGAUAAAAUCUGCUGACACAGAAAGUAGUGCCAUUUCAAGUGAUUCAAGAGAAAAAGUUAAAAACGUUUUUGAUAAUGGUACUGAGUAUGGGACAAAAAUGACAGAAAAAAAGCAAUUUUUACUUUAUAAUAAUGCCCAUUCUUCAUUAGUUACAACUUUUAGUAGUGGUUCAUCUAAUAAACAUGAAUCAAAUUCUAACAAUAUGUUUAGUAACACAUUUUCUAAACAUAAUUAUGAUUCUUAUAAUUCAUCUAAUAUGCAUUCGACUUACAAAAGUGCUAUUUCACCACGAGUUGGAAUUGAAGGAGUUAAACAUCCUGCUCCAUCUUCAAAUACAGGAUUUUCAAAGGUAUUUGUAGAAACUUGUAAAUAUUCUGCCGGAAUGUCGUCAAUGUCUCAAUCAACUGCCAACAGAAUACGUGAUGAUCGUGAAAGAGAAAAAAAAGAAAUGAGUAUACUUAACGAUCGUUUAGCUAGUUACAUUGAAAAAGUCAGAUUUCUUGGAGCACAAAAUAGAAAAUUAAAAGCUGAUUUAGAUUUAUUAAGAUCAAGGUGUGGAAAAGAAUCAUAUUCUGUUAAAGAGAUGUAUGAAAAAGAAAUUUAUGAAGCAAAAGAAUUAUGUUAUUCUACUAAUAAAGAACGUGAAGAAUUGGAGAAGACAAUUCAUUUACUACUCGAUGAAAUUAGGAUGUUUAGAGAUAAAUAUGAUGAUGUAAAAAAUGCUAGAGAGUUAGAUCGUGAUAUGAUAAACAAACUUAUUCAACAAUUAUGUGAAAUGGAAAGUGAAAUAAAAAGUGUUAGACAACAAAUAGAAAAUUUAAAUUAUGAUGUUGUUGAUCUUAAAAAAGAGAAUGCUUCAUUAUUACAAGAAAUUCAAAAAACAAGAAAUGAUAUUGAUCAAGAGACAUUAAAUAAGAUUGAUUAUCAAAAUCAAGUUCAAACAUUAUUAGAAGAAAUAAGAUUUAUUACUGAAGCUAAUGAACAAGAAAUAAUUGAUUUACAACAUAUGGCUUACAGAGAUACAACAGCAGAAACUCGUGAAAGCUUUAAACAAGAACUUUCAUCAGCUAUUAAUGAUAUUAGAGAGGAACAUAAUCAAAUAUGUGAAGCACAACGUACAGAAAUGGAAUCAUGGUAUAGAAUUAAAGUUCAAGAAAUUCAUACAAAAACUGCUACUAAAGAACUUGAACAAUCAUAUUGUAAAGAAGAAGUUCGCAAACUUCGUAGUCAAUGUAUUGAUAUUCGUGGACGUCUUAGUGAAUUAGAAUCUAGAAAUGCUAUACUUGAAAAACAAGCAGAAGAUUUACGUUGUCAAAUGAGUGAUGAAGCUCGUAGUUAUGAAGCACAAAUAGCUGAUCGUGAUAAUCAAAUAAAUAAAAUGAAAAAUGAGGCUAAUACAUUAAUGAUUGAAUUACAAUUAUUAUUAGAUAAAAAAGCAACCCUUGAUGCUGAGAUUGCUAUAUAUAAAAGUUUACUUGAUGGAGAAGCUAAUAGAGUUGGUCUUUCACAACUCACUGACCGUGUUAAAGGUUAUACAUUCUCUAAGGAAACUGUUAUUGAUCAAAAAAGAGUUGUUAAAGGUGAACAUACAUCUAGAAGUGGAUUCCAAAGAUCAGCCAAAGGUAAUGUAUCAAUUAUUGAAGCAAGUUUAAAUGGUAAUGUUAUUACAAUUGAAAAUUCUAAUCGUUCUAAAGCAGAAAAUAUUGGUAAUUGGCAAUUAAAAAGAUUAAUUGGUGGUCCACAUCCAAAAGAAAUUACUUAUACAUUCCCUAAAGAUUUUAUUCUUUAUCCAUUAAAAACUGUUAAAAUAUAUGCUAGAAAUGAAGGUGUUCAUAAUCCACCAGAUUCAAUUGUAACAAAUGAAGAAACCUUUGGUACUGGAGCACAUGUUCAAACAUUUCUUUACAAUGCCAAUGGAGAAGAAAGAGCAACCUUUAUGCAAAAAUCUAAUAUUGCUUUCUAA